Pseudovirgaria hyperparasitica is the source of this 2739-nucleotide messenger RNA. Its product is annotated as alpha/beta-hydrolase. Bases 254 to 2452 code for a protein of 732 amino acids. The transcript is spliced from 4 exons. The record is from RefSeq and is a predicted model, not a curated record. Gene Ontology annotation, molecular function: serine-type endopeptidase activity. NCBI's taxonomy places the organism in Eukaryota, Fungi, Ascomycota, Dothideomycetes, Acrospermales, Acrospermaceae. Gene Ontology annotation, biological process: proteolysis.
CCUGUCUCACUGGUAUAUCAUUGAAGUCCAAAGACUUCAGAGAACUGUGGCACAACGAUUGAGACGACCAUUGUGGUCUUUGACAGAAAUUAUACGUAGUAAACCCUCCGCCAAGGACUCAAGGACGGCUAUACAGCAUUACAGUGCCUUGCGACCAACACCUCUCUACUAUCCCAGUCAAGCUUGCAAGGUUCACCCAAUCACCAUCCGAAGAUCUAGCAUAGCUUGUUGUUCGACAUCUACAAUCGGCAACAUGACAAUCCGAGCAAAGAAGUUCACACCAGAGGUGAUGCUGCGCGCGCCUCGUCGCUCAGCGGGAGUCCCGAAUGGAGAUGCGUCAUUGAUUCUAUAUACAGUCUCGACUUACUCGUUUGAGGAGCAUUCCAAAACCUCCCAGGUGCGGAUCCUCAAGGCAAAGGACAAUUCGUCUCACUUGGUGACAAUGGCGGAGGGCGCUAGUCAGCCGCAAUGGAUCGAUGACAAGGUUAUCUUGCUUCUCCCUGGAGAGCACGGAGCGACCAAGAUUGCAGUCGGAGACCCGUUUGACUUUGACAGCCACUACGUAGCGGGAACAGUCGAUGCUCCCAUAAGCGAUCUGAAGCUCGUCAAGCUUGACAAAGGCAAGUAUGCCAUUGCUCUGACUGCAGCUGCCACUCCAGAUGGCGAAUUGUACAAUCCCGAGCACGCAAAGAAGCCCAACACGACCGGGCGACUUUACAAGUCGACGUUUGUUCGCCACUGGGACAAAUGGAUCAGCAAGGAGAGAAACUCGAUCUGGUAUGGAACUCUGGUUGAGAUGGCAGGCGAUACCCCAAAGCAAUACCUGCUGUCUCCGCUCACGAAUGCAUUGAAAGACACUGGUCUUGAAAGCCCGAUACCCCCGUUUGGCGGGGCAGAUCACUUUGAUUUGAGCAUCAAUGGCAUCAUAUUCACCGCAAAGGAUCCCCAGCUCAGCGCCGCGACAAACACGAAGACGAAUAUAUACUACAUUCCGAUACCCUUUUCGAAAGAACUCACCCCGCCAGGACCUCCGCCGCCGAUUGAGGCUUUAACCUAUGGUUUCGAGGGCGCAUCAACGUCACUUGUGUUCUCUCCCGAUGGCAAACAGGCGGCCUUUCUUAGAAUGCGAGAGAAUGGCUACGAGGCGGACAAGAACCAGCUCUUUCUCAUACCAGACCUUGAAAAACCCUCCUGGGUCAUCACGGCCUUUCCUGAAUCUACAGGCAGGGGCGCAUGGGCUUCGUCGCCUGGUAGCAUCACGUGGAGCAAGGACUCAAAGACCAUUUUCUUGACUGCAGAGUUCCGGGGCCAAACGUGUCUGUACAGUGUCGAUCGUGAACAGAUACCUACUUCGGACACAUCUGUGAUUAAAAAGUACCACACGACUGGUAAUGUAUCGGCUAUUCGAUACCUCGAGAACGACCACAUCUUGAUCUCGGGCUCCAGUAUGGUCGACAACAGUAUCUACUCUAUUGUCGAUGCAAAGAAGCCAAACUCCAUGGCCGUCAUCUCAUCAUUAUCGAAGAACGGCGCAGCUUUUGGACUGUCGCCCGACCAAAUUACUGAAUUCUGGACCACAGGAGCCGACAAGACAACGUCUGUACAUUCGUUGGUAAUUCGACCGUCCAAUUUUGAUGAAAAAAAGAAGUACCCGUUAGCUUUCCUCAUCCAUGGUGGACCACAAGGAGCCUGGCAGAAUGCAUGGAACACCAGAUGGAACCCAGCCGUCUUCGCAGAGCAAGGCUACGUUGUCGUCAUGCCCAACCCGACCGGGAGCACGGGUUAUGGACAGGACUUCUGCGACGCCAUACAGGACCAGUGGGGUGGCUUGCCCUACCAGGAUCUAGUCAACUGCAUGUGGUGGAUCGAGAACAACGUUGACUACAUCGACAGCAAGAACGCCGUCGCCCUCGGCGCUUCAUACGGCGGCUUCAUGAUCAACUGGAUCCAAGGCAACCCACUCGGCCGCAAAUUCAAAGCCCUAGUCUGCCACGACGGGGUCUUCAGCAUGACAGGCCAACUCGCCUCUGAAGAAACCUGGUUCCCCUUCCACGACAUGAAGGGCCCGCUCUGGAAAAACCCCCAGUCAUGGUCCCAAUGGGACCCCUCCCGCCUCUGCGCCAACUGGGCCACCCCGCAGCUCGUCAUCCACUCGGAGCUCGACUACCGUCUCACCGUCUCCGAGGGUCUGUCCGCCUUCACCGUGCUGCAGGCCAAGGGGAUCGAGAGCGAGUUUCUGACGUUUCCGGACGAGAAUCACUGGGUGUUGAAGCCGGAGAAUGGCUUGCUUUGGCAUACUGUUGUGCUGGAUUUUGUUAAUCCGAAGGUGGGCUUGCCGAAGUAUUCGGAUGUUAGUCGGGCGGGGAGGGAGAGGAGGGAGGAGGCGGCUAUGGAUGGGUUUGGUGGUGAUGAUGAUGGGGCUCAGGUUGGGGUAGAGGGGUUGAGUUUGUGAUGAGGGAGGAGCGUGUUGGUAGGUCUGGAUUGGUAUGUAUCGUGUUGUGAUAAGUGGUGUGCAGAUUGUUUAUUACCUGCUCUAGUAUCGUUGUUCCUUCGCGUCGUUUGAGAAAUUGAAAGAUAAAAGACAGUAGUAUUGCUUGUGAAGGAGAAAUCAUCACACACCAGUAUAAUGAUGCAUUCUUUUUCUUACACAAAACAAAGAAGUCAAGCCGUGAGCAAAUCACAAUCGUCUCCCUCUGUUCUUUAUAGAUGGGAUGUAUACGUUUAAAAGGGGGUUCUGCC